GCAGUUUUCAGUUCAGUGUGGAAGAGGGAACAGAUCAGAGGGAAAUAAGACAGGGGCCAAUAUAACAGGACGAGGUGUGAAUUGAAUAUCAAGGAAUGGAUUUAUGAAAUAGCCUUCAUUCCAACUGUUUUUAACCAAACAGACUUCUGCUGGCGAGGGAUUCUUUUAUAUUUGGCAUUGGUUUGUACCUUUCAACCCUACUGUUUUAUCUCACAGACACUUUUUUUACAUGUUUUUAAUAUAGUGUUUGGAUAAAGCUAAGACAGAAAACAUGAAUAGUGCCGACUCUUUAUUGGACAAUGUCAUAUUCAAUCACACACUCUGCGAUGGAUGGACAAACAACACUGAAGGUGCCUUUUACCAUCUGGGCAACACCAUCCUUUUUCUGGGCUACAUGGGCGGCAGUGGUGCGUAUGGGGCUCUGUACAUCUUUAGUUUCAUGAUUCCUGGCUUCCUAUGUCUGACGAUGUGGGGCUGGCUGACAAUGUGUGGUCUGGACGUUUUCAUCUGGAACCUGCUGCUGAUGCUGCAGUGUGUAGCCCAGGUGUGUCAUCAGAUUUUUCGGCUGAUGCAGGACGGUUUGUCCAGCGAGGAGCUUUCUGCGCUGUACUCGGUAGUCUUUCUGCCACUGGAUGUACCUGUGCAGGUGUUUAAAGAGAUCGCCACAGCCAGUGAAAACAAAGUGCACUCUCUAGGGGCCGAAGAAACAUAUGCUGUGGAGGGGAAGACGCCUAUUGAUCAGUUAUCUUUCCUUCUUUCAGGCAGGAUUAGGGUGUCCUUAGAAGGCCAGUUUCUCCAUUAUAUCUUCCCUCAUCAGUUUCUUGACUCUCCAGAAUGGGAGUCUCUUAGACCAACAGAGCAGGGGAACUUCCAGGUGACACUGACUGCAGAGACGGACUGCCAAUACAUCUCUUGGCGACGACGUCGGCUUUAUCUUCUGCUGUCUAAGGAUCGUUACAUUGCCCGACUUUUCUCUGUGAUGCUUGGAAGUGACAUCGCUGACAAGCUCUACUCGCUCAAUGACAAACUGUUUGCCAAGAGCGGUGUACGCCUCGAUAUUCGUCUGCCCAGUCUCUACCACGUUCUUGCCCCUUCCCCACCGGGCAGUGAACACGGCAGCGCAAGCUCACCUCUCAGGGGAAGCCAAGGAGAUUCUACAGUUGUAAAUGUUGAUCCAGCACCUUCCAACCAGGCUUCAGAUGGAAGAAAAUCUAAGCCGGAGCAGGGAAAGUUCAAACUUCCACACCAGCUCACAGACACAGAAAUGCCCUCCGGUGAGGACUCAACCAGCUUGAUUCUGGAGGACUUUGCCGAUAUGACAGGCUCUUUAAUGGACUAUGGGAGUGAGAGGGAAUAUUUGAAGUAAAGAUUGGGGUGUUGAAGCUAACACACUGGGCCACUUCUUGAGUCACAUAGAAUGAUACUCCUGGAGGUUUUCCGCUCCGAGUCCAAAGAAGAUGUGCUCCACUGGCCCCUACUGACACCCCUAAACUUUAGGAAAGGUUUCAGCGAUGCAUCAUGGGCAGUAGUGAAAUCUGGAAUCUCAUCCCCAUCAAAGCUUUACUUUCUCUGCUGUUACCAACUACAAUAAUGCACAAUGAAGGAUUCCUCUAUACUGUAUGUACUUUUAAGGACAGUUACAUGACAAAACAACUUUCACAAACCUUCAUCACUCCUCAGAUUUACCAGACAAACAUGAUUCCACAAUGUUGUAGUUUCAGCGUGAGUGUUUUAUUUAUUUGUGUAGGCAUGUGUAUAUUAUAGUUGAAUCUGUUUGGAACACUUAAAACAAUGGCUUUAUAAGGCACAAAGAGAUUUUGCUUGUGUACAACACACAAAGGCCCGGUUUCACAGACAGGGCUCACAGACAGACUAACCCUUAGUUAAAUGAAAAAAAACGUUGGCACUGACAUAUUUUGAGAUAAUUUAGGGCACGUUAUUUUUUUAGUUAAGACAGCUCAAACAUUCAUUUUAGUCUGGGACUAGCCUUAAGCUUUGUCUGUGAAACCGGGCAAAUCAAAGUUUAAACAGAGGUUUAGCAGGUCCAUUGAUAGAUAAGUAAUUAGUUUUAUACAAAAUGGUCAAUAUAAUACAAACAAUAAUAUAAAAUGAGUAACGCUACAGCAUCAUGCACUGAUGACUGAAAAUAUGGGACUGUAUACUGAUCAUAUUGUGAUGAUUAUGUAAUUUCAUGGGGCCAACUGUUUAUCAAGCUUUGGGUUUAAUGUGAAUUGACAUUUCUCUAAAGCUGUCUUUAUUGGCAUUGUUUCUCAUUGUCAGUAAGAAACAUAUUCAGGUUUUUAAUCUAAUUUAUACGGUACAGUUCAAAAAAAUCUCAUGAGAAUGCAGUAAUGUUACUCGAAAACCUUUAAUUAUGAGAAUGAAACAUACAGUAUAUUAGAGAAGAUAUUAUUUUCCACCAGCUGUCAUGAAGAACCCUUUUUUGGUCAUUCGAAUCUAAAAGUACUCAAUGUAAAAAUAUGCAUUAAUUUCUCUCUGCUGAAAUUCUACUCUUACUGGAACUGUGAACAACAGAAGCAAAUGAAAUUGUAUUUUACAUACUGUAAAUGCUAAACUGUGCGACUUCAUGAAAAUAACAAUAAAUACAUCUUCAACAGAGUGUAA
Triplophysa dalaica is the source of this 2625-nucleotide messenger RNA. It is a transcript of the gene popdc2, whose product is annotated as popeye domain containing 2. Bases 272 to 1366 code for a protein of 364 amino acids. Gene Ontology annotation, molecular function: cAMP binding. Lineage: Eukaryota; Metazoa; Chordata; Actinopteri; Cypriniformes; Nemacheilidae. Gene Ontology annotation, cellular component: sarcolemma. The record is from RefSeq and is a predicted model, not a curated record. The transcript has 4 exons.